This is a messenger RNA of Salvelinus sp. IW2-2015, 4352 nucleotides long. Its product is annotated as chemokine-like protein TAFA-5. NCBI's taxonomy places the organism in Eukaryota, Metazoa, Chordata, Actinopteri, Salmoniformes, Salmonidae. Gene Ontology annotation, biological process: G protein-coupled receptor signaling pathway. Gene Ontology annotation, molecular function: receptor ligand activity; G protein-coupled receptor binding. The record is from RefSeq and is a predicted model, not a curated record.
UCUUGAUCAUCUGCUAGUUUGGGUUUAAGAACAGUCGAUAGUGAGUCGAGAUCUCCAAGUACUUUCUUUCUAGGGUAGAUCCCAUAUACUAUUCUUUAUCAGAUUUAAAAGGACAUUGUUGAUGAACUACAUAUUUUCAGUGUGUCUUUACCUGGGAGCCUAAAUGAUUCACACAUCCUCUACCACAGUUGAAUUAGAGGAGCUUUACGACGUUGCGGUACACAUGAUUGCGUCUUUCACCCCUGUAUAGCAUAUUGGAGAUCAUACUGCGAUUUCAGGAUUAGCCUAUUACUUCUACCAAUAUCACCAAGAAGUAGGUUAUUUUUGGAAUAAGGAACAGUAAACAUUUAAUUGCAGCACAUGCGAAUUCCCAAGCGUGCCAAGCCAGCUUUUUUCAUCAACUAUGAACCUCAAGAAGAUGCUGCCUUUUUUACACACCGGCUGCAUAGCCAUAUAACAGCUUUUGCAAUGAGAGGUUCGUUCUCAACAUGUUUUUUCCACGGAUUACACGCGGAGAGAGGCGCUUCGUGAGAGGCAGACCUUGCUGGUGAAAUUACUUUUGAUUUUUGUGAGAGGAUUUCGCUUUGUUCAAUGGCUCCGGCUUUAAGGUUGACUAAACGUAAGGAUGCCAGCCCCUGGCCAAGGAUGUCUUCAACUUUCUGGGCUGUAAUACUGUUGACCAGUCUCCUAAUCAUCUACUGCGGUCAAUUGGCGGCGGGGACAUGUGAGAUUGUGAUGCUGGACAGGGACAGCAGUCAGCCCAGACGGACCAUCGCCAGACAGACUGCACGGUGCGCCUGUAAGAAGGGACAGAUCGCUGGGACGACAAGAGCCAUGCCAGCCUGUGUGGACGCUAGUAUCGUCCGGACUAAACAGUGGUGUCAGAUGGUCCCAUGUUUGGAAGAUGAGGGCUGUGACCUGUUAAUCAAUAAAUCUGGAUGGACUUGUACACAACCAGGAGGCAGAGUCAAAACCACUACGGCUCUAUGACGUGACUGGAGUCCCUGUGGAUCCUCCAUUCCUCUGACAGUACCAUGGCGGAGGAGAGCAUUGAUGACCCUGACAGACAGCCUCAGCCUCAGCCCACACCACCAACCACCACCACCGGUCCAUGAACAUGAACAACCAAUUCUAUACCAUGCUGGGCAUUAUCCACAAAGCAAGGUCUCUUAAACACAGUCAACCACGGCCAAUACUGGAGGGUUUGAGGGAACUUUGGGGAAGUCGAGAGCGAGGUCUCAUCUUUGACUCUGGAGAAUUUUCCUGUGCCCUGACUCCUGGCUCUACCCGUCUGCGGCUCCGACCAACCAAUGACCAUCCGCUGUAGAUAACCCACUGUCUGUCAUUGGAUCAACAUGUCCCGUCUGCCUGCUCCUAUUACUGUCCGUCUGCUUUGUAAAUGAGCAGAAUCCUCUAGUGCCAUGGAGGUCAGGUGUCCGGCUGCGCCUUGUCCAGAGAGGGAGAAAGUGGUGACUAUGGAGCCAUUUUGGAUCGACUACUGUACUGUUCAGCUAAUGUCUGCUAAUUUUCAGUGGACCGAGGACUCCCACUACUUCAACCUCACCUGCUUCUGUUAGACUAAUGGGACAGUUACGUGUCCCAAAGAACAGGAUUAUUGUGAACCAGGCCCGAGGCUCUCUGAUGUGUCUGACCUAGCACCAGACUAUGGACUGGACCAAACGUUUGACUGGAUCUAUCCAGACUAUGGACCAGACUGGACCAGAUCCUACUGCUCGCCUUGUGCUCUGCUGUGAAUAGAACUUCUGCUGGAGUAGUACAACUUUGGCACCCUCCAUAUUUUUAUAGACCAAAGAGGAAAAAAUAACAGUAAGACUAGAUGGACCAGAUUGGGAAAAAGAAAUGGAUACUUGUUUUUCUUGCUACACCACAAUGACUGCCCUCAUAGCUGUAGAUGUUGGACUUUAUGUCUAGUUGGACACGUAUACAAUCAAAGGAGUUACCUUUAAAAACAUGUUUUUCUCUGACUAAACCCACCACUGUAUUUUGAAACUGAAGAUAUAGGUAAACAUAUCUGUAUAUAAAAAAAUCUGAUUUGCAUUUUUCAUUAGCUACAAAUUGGGACACAUUGCAAUAAGCAUGGUUGGUAAAACGGUAAAAGAGUAAAACUACUGAUCAUCAUUGAGGCAAAAAAGAGAAUAUUGAAACUGUCAUUUCUGAUUGCGGCUGGUGGGUGGCGGAAAGGCACAUUUCAUUAAAUGUAUUUUGAAAAGCCUAAAACGUAUAUAUUUAACAGUUUUAUAUGUUGUACCUUUGUAGAGAACCUUAUUCGACAUGAAUAAUGUGGUCACAAAAUGGCAGCCAUAGAACGUGAAAAACAAGCUCUCUGAUGCUGGUUUGUCCUGCUCUCUUUCUGUUCUCAUGACAACUAGCUUCUCUCCUUAUACCUCUAAUCUCCCUAUCUAUCAAUCACAUAUAAAGGAAAGAAAUGCACUUGAGUUCACUCAGAAUAUGUUUUAAAUAUUUAAUGGUAAUAUUUUACAGAUGUUUGUGAGAGUCUUGCUGUGUAUGGUUUUAAUGUGGUUAACAACUAACACAGCAUAUACAAUCUGACUGAACCCUCAAUGCUGUUUCCCUUUAUCUGCAAUUGAUUGAAUUCCAGCAUGAGAGUCACUAUCUAUCAAAAACAUGAAAAAUAGCAUUACAAAAUGAAUUGAGCUAAUCACAGACAGAGAUUUUGUCACUUUAGUCAAUAAGCAGCCUUCGGAACCUGCUGAUUGCUGCAGUAUUGCAUUGUAAAAGGUGUGGAAUACUGUCUAAUUUCUCUAUAAUGUCAAAUUUUAUUUUUGUGUUUGUCGCACAAUGCUGAUCUCCAGUCCUGAGUGACGAAAAUUAUGAUGACACGUGAAGAAGGGAGGCAUUGCGGGAAAAGUUUUAGAAUAAUUUACAUACUUUUUUUAUCAUUAAAUAUUUUAAGAAUAAAUACAUGAAAUAACCGUCACUAGCUAAUAUAGACGCUUUGAUAUUCAAAGUCAUCAAAUUUGUUCAAGUAAGAUUUAUCAUAUCUUAUUUUGUAUUACGUUUAUUUAAUUGUUCUGUCCUAUAUGCCAAAAGCUGACAGCCUGAAAUAGUUUUUCUUCUGGACCAUCUACUUUACAGUGUCUAAUUGUCCACAUGUAAGUUCCUCAUACAUAUCUAAUAGGUAAACACCUGAUAUACAUAAGUAAACCAAAUCAAAUUAUUUAUAGACAGUCUCGCUGGGAUUUGAUUACAAUAACAUAUGAAUAUGAAUGUAUUGAUGCAGAGUUGAUAAAGGCAUUUGCUCAGAGUGACAGUUAGGACCGAAAUAAUAGAAGUUGACUGACUCAAUGUGUGUAUGCUGCUGGCUGUAUGUAUCAUGGUGGAAGGGAUUCCACAGUUAUACAAGAAUAUACAGUACAUAUGCAGAGUAGUACACCUGGUCAAUAUUUAAUGACCUACAAGAUUAUGAUGUUGAAGAACUUACAAAGGGUUACCCUGCAAAGGGCUACGGAUCUAAUGCAAGUGAAAACACAAAAGAUAUCAGUUCCCUGGACAGCACCACAUAACCAGACACCCGCUACAUUAGAUGGUGCUGUCCAAGGUGCUCUGAUUCCAUGAAAGACAAAUCCAAGCAUUCACAGAGGCUUCAAAGGUCUUGUGUUAGGCUCUGAGUGAAGGCCUACACCUUCAAGAUUAACCCCCAACUUGUCCGGAUUCACUUCUGUUCAGAUCCAGAUGCUGAACUUCUCUUAUCCACACUUGGCUCUCUGCUGUUCAGUCCAACUGACUAAUUUUCAUUAACUGACUGACUGGGACCAGUCCGACUAGCUGGCUGGCUGGCUGACUGACGUUCCUUCUUAAUCCUGACUGACUGGAUCAGCCUGUUCCACCAACACCAGCUGGAGAUUAAUACAGUUGUUGUUGACAAAGAAGUUUUCUAAAGAUGCAAAUGAGAAGUGACUUUCCUGAAAGUGUGUGUGUGUGUGUGUGUGUGUGUCCGUGUAGCCUGCAAUUGUCAAGACGGUUAUAAAUAUUUAAUUACAUCUGAUUGAAUUUCAAUAAUCUCUCCCGUAUCCUUGAGGUUCGGUGUGAUGUUUGGAGGAGUCGUGUCUCAUAACAGUAUUAAUUUGAUUAGAGCAAAGUACAAUGAGGAGUUUCUCCUAGAGCUAUAUGGUACAUGUAGCUACAAAAUAGAGCUUGCGAUAAUGUCUUUGCCAUGGAGAAAGAGGCAAAGUGGGUGACAUACAACUUGGAGAAUGUUACUGUGUGUGUGUGUGUGUGUGUCUGUGUAAAACUCUCUUUCCUAUACAGUAGCAUGCGAAAAUAUUCACCCCUCUUGGAAUUUUUCCUAUUUUGUUGCCUUACAACCUGGA